Messenger RNA from Lymnaea stagnalis (great pond snail), 12788 nucleotides. NCBI's taxonomy places the organism in Eukaryota, Metazoa, Mollusca, Gastropoda, Lymnaeidae. The record is from the annotation of a GenBank genome assembly.
CUUAAAUGAGUUUAACGCAAUGAACAUCUUUUUCCUGGUAAAAUUGGACAAUUUCUUUACUUUUACUUAUACUUCAUCAACUUAAUGCUGCACAUUUUCAACAAUAUGCAUUCAUUGUAUAUUUCGGCACCAUUUAGAAACAGUUAUUAGGCUACUUUUCAAAAUCCCUAUUUUUCACAGUUAAAAAUAUAUGAUACCGUAAGUAUGGGAAACAAAACAAGUCGAUUAACCAAACAACAGAAAUAAAUUAUAAGGGGAAAAAAAUGAAAGAAAAGCAGGAUGGUUAUAAAUUGUAAUAUACAUGUAUAUAUAUAUACACAUUUCACAUACAUAAUUUCAUGUUAUUGUUGCAGGCAUUUUACCAUACAUUUGUAAAAGUAAAGUUCUGGCAUUUGGCGUAAUAUUGCUACCCCAAAGUGAGGCCUGUAGGACCUAAUGUCUUAUCCUAGAACAGGGGUCGGCAGCCUACGGCACGCGUGUCAGAUUUGGCACGCAUAUCGAUUUUCAUUGGCACGCCGUAGACCCAAAAAAAAAAGGAGUGACUAAAAGAUGCGCCUUAAAUGGUAGACUUACACGUUUUUGGCAUGCUGAAUGAGUGAAAGCUAAUACCAAAAGGUUGCUGACCCCUCUUCUAGGAAAUUAACAUUCCUCAAGGAAUCGAGACUCGUGGCGCUUCUCCGUAGAAAAAUUAUCAAUGCAACAUAAGACUGACAGAACAGCUGCUGCAGAACAGCCCGAGUUAAAUCUGCACUUGCAGUUGUCCCAUUCAUUCCCCUGCACCUUCUGCACCAGAACAUUUCGUGACAGAAUUGGCCUGAUGUGCCAUCUGCGCACCCACAGGCAGUUUCAGCCACAGCAACAAGCCGAUGUUUAAAUUGGUCAUGAUCGACUUGCGACAGACGAACUAUCAGGAAAUGACUCUGAGGGCGAAUAUAGAAAUUCGAUCAUUAAAAAAAAAAACUCUCCAAUUUACUUAAACCAGUGUAUUUCAAGUUUUUUAUUUGAGUAGUAUCAAAUCGUUAUAUUGGACUCUCCCAAUUACAUUGACGUCGCAGGUAUUUAUUAAUAUUCUAGUCGAGUAAUAUGCUGCCAAGCAAGCAACAAUCGGCACGGUACUUCGCAGUAAUGGAAAGAAAAGAAAAAAAAUGUCAUUGUAUUUAAUUUUUAUUUGUGUAUAUUGCUUUUAUUAUAAAAUGUUUAAAAGAAAAAAAAAGGUUUAGUAAUAAAGCCAAAAAUUUAACAACUAAUUCGUCCGAACCGACUCACUCGAGCACACGACCGCUUUAGGUUCUAAGGUCCAUGCUGCAUAACGGUAAACGUUUAAACAAUAACAUCACAAGGUCUUUCAUUUUCGAAUGAACUCCUGAUUUUACCACUUUGUACGCGCCUCGAGGACCUUUUUCUCGUGCUAUAAAGGUUUCCUCUCUACAACUGCAUCUAAGAAUCAAAGCUGCCCAUUCUGACUUUUUAAUCAUUAAAGACUUUUUUGAUUCCCUAGAGAAGCUACACAGGGAAGCCAUUAACUUUAAUCAUAAGCUACACGUUAUAAGAAACUUAUUGUACCAGAAUGGUUAACGAAAUGCGUGCGCAACUUUGCACACAUGCCGUGAGCCGCACGACUCGCUCAGCUUCAAGCGAUGUAGAUUCAGAGCUACAAACGGAACCACGAGGUAAAUGAUCUAUCUAAACCAAAUGAUUGUGUUCCCCCUUUCUGUUAUCCCUUCUGUCUUCCCCAUACCAAACGUCUUUACGCGAAGAUUAUCAGCUUUAGAACAGUGCACAGUUUUGUUUGUUUCGUGUUUCUUUGACAGACAAUGCGGCGACCCGGGCUAAACCUUGAGGCCGUCAAACCGAAUGCCGUGAGCUUGUGAUGUCAUGUCAGUUGUGUGCAGGGAGACAGACACAGGUAGGCUGUACCUGAUGUGUGUUGAGUCCAACAGACACAGGUAGGCUGUACUUGACGUGUUGGGUCCACAUUACAUUAGAGUUAAGUAAUGAACAAGCCCCCCACCACCACACCCUAUCCCCGGGACGAUUAAAAAAACAACACACUAUAGGGAUUACAAUAAAUAUGUUUAAAUUUAAGUGUUCUAAACUAUAGCAUCACGUCUAAAAUGUAUCUGUAAGAAUUAGUUGGUGAGAAUGUACAAAUUAAAAAAAAAAAUGUUCUUAACGCAAAAUGCUUUUUAACUAUACCCCCCCUGUCCACAUUAAACUAAAGGUAAAACAGGCACGUGCAUAGCCCCCCCCCCCCCAACCCUCCGAUGUCCAGAUUAAUCUAAGCGUAAAUCAGGCGCGUGAAAAGGGGCUCCGCAACAAAGGAUCCACAUUUUUAAAAUUGAUCUAAUCAUAAUCCGACACUGUUUCCUCCCUCUAAGUUUCAAGGAUGAUUUUUUUGGUACUCAUUUCCUUAUUUUUAGAUUAUUGUCACUACUCAAUAAUAAUAAUAAAGUUUAUUUGAAAAACACGCUUUAUCCCCAAAAGCUCGAAGCGCGGUAUAAAGUCAACCAUUUUUAAACAAAUAUCUAAAAAACAAAUCUAAAAUUUACCACAUUUAAAAACAGACACAACAAUAUAAAACUACACACGAGCAUACCAAGUCAAAGUAUUUCAUCCCAUUUUAACCAUAAGCAACACAAUCCAAUAUACAUUAACUGGCAAAGAUGAUAGAUAGCAUCACCACAGAAAGUGUUUGCGAAAUAGAUGUGUUUUUAAAUCGGUUUUAAAGGACUCCAUGGGAUGUUCCAUAUUUAUACCAUAUUUAAGAGCAUGCUAGAGUAUCGCUGAUUCACUACAAAAAAAAAAAAAAACGUUUAGGGAACAAUGGACAGAUUACUGGACAUAUUUAAUGUGCACAAGAAGUUAAUUGUAUCAUAAAGUUAAUCAGACAUUUGUCCAUUCAGUUGAUCUAUCUACUGACAUCAAUCAACAGUUCGUUUGUUUUGAAGGUGGGAAAUGGUUUCAGUUAAGGUAACGUGUCAUUCGUCUUUAAAAAAUAUAUAUAUUUAAAAAAAUGUGUUUCAGAUUCAUCGGAGAAUGCAGAGUCCGUUUGUCCAGUGACCAGCCAACGCGUUGCAGAGGAGCUUGAAAACAGCAGCACUAAAGUAGCCGAGUCUCUUGCUUUUGAAUUUAUCGUUCUUCCCGCCAUUCCCAACACCCAGGGGGCCAUCAUCGUGACUGUUCGCAGACAUCGGCCACACACUAGACGAAGAUUCUUGAACCGCUGGACACGACAAAUUACCCGCCUGGCCAGGAACUUGAAGCACAGAAAGUACAAACACAACUCUCGAAUCGCUUCUUCAUCUCACAGGAAGUGGGAGGAAAGCGUGCCACGGUCAAAGCCUCGUAACAGCUCUUACCGGUCUUUGUCGCCUGAGAAAAGAAACGAAAGAGGGAAACACAUUAUCGCAUCGUUAUCCUGGCACGCUGGUAUAGAUUCCAGAGAAAAGAAGCCAGUUGGUGAAAAAGUCCAACCCAAACUGAGGGGAGACUGGCAGUCGGAUUUUACAAGUGUUAAGAAAACGUGCUCGGCCAUUGUGAUAUCGACGGCACCCAGGCGCCUUUCACAAAAUUUCGGUAUUGGAGCAAACCUGGGAGCUGGCAUUAAGAAAAAUAUUGACCUUUGCAAGGCAGAUACAGAUUUAUACUAUUCAAGUGGCGAUAGCGCGGCAGACUCGUGUGUCCGUUGUCUGAAGGGCGCCAACACCGCGGAAUCAAAUCCUCCUUUUUUAGCCAAUGCGUCACUGAGCACUUUUACACCAUGGUACCUGAUGCAAGGAGACGACUGCGUUCGGCUCAACUCCAUCAACAGUAAACUUUCCAGCAACAUCGCAUCCCUUGUAGUGACAUACGAUAUGGAAGACACGCAGAAAAAAAUGGUCGGCGAAGCGGGCGAUUCGAAACAGCGCAAGGAUCAAGCUACUCUUUAUGACCCCAUUUACGACUUCGCCUGUGAAUUCGCCGAGUCCCACGGCUAUGGCUUCGUUGUUUUCGUCGACGACGAUCCGAAGCCUCAGAGCAAAAGAGUUCGACGCAAGCGAUUAUCAUCUAAGACGCUCAUCAGUGGGACAUUUUUGCCUCACGUUCCGGUGGAAAAAGAUCGCCGCUGGCCCGUACACGUCGUAAAGUACACAUCACACACAUGUGAAAUGCAUCGCAAGAAAUGCCAAGUCCGACCAGCUGAAGUUCGAGAUUGCGUGUUAAAUCACAUGAACCUCACGCAGUCGACAAAGAAAGACGGUGACAUGAAGAAAAUAUUACGUAAAGAUCGCGUCAAGGUUGACGUCAAAGUGCAGGGGCCAGAGAGGUCCGCAUCGGUCUCGUCCAAGAAGCCCCAGAAACGGAGGUCCAGCAGCAGGGGUUCACAGUUUCCUGGGCAGCCGGGGGUGUCGCCAACCAGGCCGUGCUCCUCGUCGGCCACUAAACUGUGCAUGGCCCGGCUCAGUUCAGACGUAGAAAUCGACGGAAAAUUGGGGAGCAACAAAAAGCUGGGCAGCCCCGACAGCAAGCAUACACCGGAAUCACUCGCAGCCUACAGAGAACGCCUUAAACAGUGCUCUAAAAUGUACGAAGAGCAGCUCAUGAACAACGGCGGUUCUGUUCAUUCCGAUAUUGACACGAGAAAAUCAGCGGAAGGGGACGCAACGGUUAUGGAAAUUAACGACCAGGUGAAAAUGGCCGAAGAGGUUAAAGCUACCGCAUCGAAAUUGCGGCCAGCCAACCAUAAGUUAAAGUCGAAACAAAAAGAUCCCCUUACCAACUAUUACUCGGUCGAUGCAAGCGAAGAGAAUUUAAGCCGAAACCAUGCGCCAGAGGAUGAAAAUCUUAAUACAGUCGAAGACGGCGGAGAGUUACCAGUUAAUGUGACGUCAUCGCUACCUCGACUGUGUGACAAGACCAGCAAGCAGUACAAAUUGUAUAAUUCGAUUUCGGCCACCAUCUUCCGGGAGUCUCAGCUCGCCCAGAGGAACUUUGGGGAAUCGGAGAAUUCGGAGAACCUGCCGCUUGCGAAGAUUGAUUUCGUUCGCGUAAAAGACGACACCGUUAAGAAGAAAAGCUCUGGAAUCCACGUAAGCCAAGAGCUCUACCACGCAGUCAGGCACCAUUUUCAGAACAUACCCCGCAAGAUGAAACCCCUGUACGGCGCUCUGCCCUGGCAAUCUCUGGGCCGCGUGCGCUGCUCGCAGCACUUGACUUCAGUUUCAGUCCAACCUCACGCGGUGGCCAUUAACUCUGAGAUCUUCAGGCACACGCGGGACGGGGAAAAGUCUGAGAGCUGCCCCAACCUUUCGCUGCGGCAAAUGCACUGUGACCGGGGAUUGCAGGAGCAUCAACGUAAGCAGUCACCGAUCAAAGAAGACGGCUCCCUCUUGGCGAUCGGAGAUGCUCAAGCUGGAACGGAAGCAAGGAACGUGACAAUCAAUGAAACAUUAACCCCCGCCUGGGGAGACUGCAUCAAUGUGGAUUUUAACGAUUCUAUCGAGAACUCGGUGGUCAAAAAGUCUGAAAAAGAUAGAGCUGAGAAGGUAUUUGAUGGCGACCAUGGCUCACCACUUUUUGAGUCAUCGGCCUCACAUAUCAAUGGAAAGGCUCCGAUUUCAAUCUCAAGAAAUGUCCACUCUAUGGAGUGCAACAGUGAUGAAACGUCACCAAUGAAAGGCAUAUCUCCACAGAAUCUCUCGAGUCCAGCAGAUUUGAUGACAUAUCUGGAAAGUCAGACAGGCGUCAACAACAACCAGCGACGUGAAGAAGAACCUGAAGAUGCUGGCGAGUGCUCGUACUCGUACGAACCCCGAUUCGAAGACGUGCGGCGACAGUACGACAAUGUAAACAACAACGCUCUCCCCGAUAAAAGCUCGCAGAGUGAUAUGCAUCUUAAAGACGACCAGGUGGCACCGGAAGGAGCGUGUAACCCACCAAUCAGAACCCUCACAACAUCUCCGCUUUCGGCGGGACAGGGCGAGGACCCACAGCCUCCGAAACACGUCAACUUCAUUUCCGGUAAAAACAUGGAGGAAUACCUGCGGCUCCCCGUCUUGCCGCAGAGGUCCAAGUCGACGACCAACAACGGCCACAAAAUGAAGCUAACUUGCGAUAACCGGGACGUCGUUGGCCAGAUCCCACCCGUUCCUCGAUCUUCGUGCAUUACCAAAAGCCCGAGCCCCAUGAGGACAAAAAGCACUAUCAAAAAGGAGCACGGAGACAUGGACUUUGGUCAGAGUUCAAUGUUUCCCGCCGAACAUUCCGGGAGCGCCGAAUCGUGGAUGUCGGGAAUCAUCGGAAAACACAACAAAAGGAGACCCCCUCGGCUUUCUCCGGUUCCAUGCAAAAGUAUCCAACACCCGCUCGGUAACAUCAAUGCCCAGGGAGACAACGUCUUAAAAGAAAAAAGACUUUUCGUGUCCGUUCCCAAGUUGGAUGCAUAUAACCAAGUCAAGUUUAAAAACAACAGUUCCCUUGUAAGCAUCCCGCGGAAUCCAGAAGGUGGUGACGAACUGAUGCAAUUCACCACGCCAACCAAAAAUGACCACCAAGAAACGAAUGAACCAGCCCAUUCAGACUUCGUAUUUCUCCUCCCCAUUGAAGAACACAAAAGUUUAAUAACGGUGAAACAGUGCACGGGCAAGCGAGGGGCCGAUGAGAAGUCAGCAGGUUUUCACAGUUCUAAAUAUGCGUCCAAGCAAAAAGAUAGCUCCAAAUCUCCACAUUUCAGCACAGGAAGGUCAGGGUCAGGUGAAAAAAUAGCAAACAAUUCACAAGAAGUUAAAGACGAUAGUCUUUUUCCGUCUCUAAAUUUCUCGAACACCAAUGAGAGUGAGAAUAAUAACAACAACGCCUUAGACAGCGAUAACUCGACUAACCAGGAUUCUAAUUCACACUCAAAAGGAGGCAGCCAUCCGCAGCUCAGUUUUGCUGCAUCGCUGCGAAAGUCGAGGUCCUACGUCGUCUUACGUGCUGAAAACUGCUCGGAAAAUCAAAACUCGAACGCCUCGUCAAGUAAAACGGACACUUCGUCAAAUACCUAUUCUAGCUCCUCAAAUCGUUCCAACGUUUUAGCAAGCUCGACAAGCUCAGCAGACAGCGUCAGCGAGGAGAGCUUUGAACAAGCCCUCGACCGUGAGCUCCAGAUGUUGUUAGAAAGUCAGAGCUGUUGUAGACCUCCCCGAGAUACGAGCGCUCCUAUAUGCGCCUCUCGUGUCCCCAAUCUUAAUACCAGCAACGUCACAAAAAAGCCAGAAUGUUGCAACUGCAGUGAGAACAGUGGUAGAGGGAUCCACGAGUCACGCUCUACAAGUAAAGCGAGAAUCAGAAACAGGUGCACUCGAAAUUCAGGAGAAAACAUUGCUACGGCUACGAAUGAAGACCAGGUAACAGCACCUUCCGACAACGCGCAUGCGACAGAAGAAAACGGACCGAUGCAGAAUGUACCAGCGAUCUCCGAGUCCGUCGUGGAACAUGCGAUUCCACCGACGACGACUCUUAAUGAGGAGAGAAGUGCGUUCUGCCAGCACCCGACAAACACAUUCGCCCCAAUCGAUCAGCCGUACAGGGACCCUCAAAGGAACGAUCACACGGUGGCAUUUCUUGAUACCCGUGUGCGCUGCCAGACGGCUGCGUCUAGAGAUAGCGUUCCUUACUGUCCGACCACGGAAAACUACUGGGACACAGCCGGUCGUGAAUCGUUCAUUAAAAUGUAUGUGCCCGAAACUAGUCGUCAGUCCAGCAAUGAUGUCAAAAACUACGAUCCUUUAACCAAUGUUCGUGUGGACAGGCAGCUGUCAAGUACUGUUAAAAACUGGAGAACUCCAUCUGCUUUCAUGGAAAACGUGAACAGAUUAUCGCCCGAAGCUCCCCAUUCAAGCAGGCAUAAAAUAAGUUCAAAUGUCACACUGCCGCAAAAUAACGAAAGUGUAUCAGAGCUAAACAAAACAUUGGACUCGCGGCAGUUGCGGUCACAGAGCAACUUCACCAAGCGACUAGAAGAGGUGGCUAGAACCGCCCAGGAGAGCCUGCAGUCACUCCAACGCCUUGUCGAAAGCAAAUUUAACCUCUUCAGGACGAGGAGUUACAAAACUGUUGAAUCGGAUAAAGACGAGAGUGCCGACGAACCGGAUGCCAUACAGCUAAACACGCAGAAAGCCCGGUCCAGGGGCGUCAAUAUGGAGCUACCGUUGAAUGUCUCAAAAUACAAUAGAGACAAAAAAAGGCAGCUCACGGACACGCCGAGAGAUGAUGAGGGUGACGCUGGUGAUGAGACUUUGAAUCAAGACGUGUCAAGCAUGUCGGGCAUGAGUGACACCACGUUCCCCACAAUUCAGUUCAAUGAGGUCAAAACUUCCACUUACGAUCCGUCAGGCUUGGAGAGUACCUCCUUCGGGCAGAAUUCCGCUCCCAACACGACACUGUCACAAGAGACGGUUAACACUCAUGUUAAAAAAAAGACCGUGAAAUAUUCACGACGGAGCGCAGUUACUAAAUCCAAUUCUCGGAGGCCGCAGAAGGGAACCCGGAGGGCAAGGAGGAGAAAUAAGAGCUCCAGGGGACGCCGCCGUUGGAGGUACUCCACCACCAGAUACAAAAGUGUGCGUCAAUCGAUGCAAGAGACGAACGGCCCGAUCAAAAAGCACUGUUGCAUGGGAAGAAAUGGAAACUCCAGAUACCAGCGAGCCGAGCACAGCCGGGCGUGCAGGAGAAGGCAAAUGAUGGAGGGCACAUGCUGUAACCUGUGUUUGCCCGUACAGCAGCCGUCGUCGUGGGAAGAUAUUGUGAACAAACAGAAUCGGCCGCAGAGACAUCGCGCGCACAGGCCUCGCAAGAAGAGCAGGAGUUCCCGCCAAGCAAGUGGAAGAAGUAGAGUUCGCACCAGGAAGAAACGUAGAGAUAAACUGGUCAGAUUUUACGUGAGCCCUCAUGCAAGUAGACGUAAACACAGGACGCUUAGGUCUCCAGAGCUCCAGAACUGCAGCAGGCGAACAUGCCGGAAACACUGCAGCGCAUGCAUGCACAUAAUGAACAACCAUUUGGCGUUAUCUCACUCAUCGAGAAACAGUUCAGAGAAUAAUCUGAGUGAAGAUGCGCCAGUCGACAGUGUUUCUGGAUCAGCACGGCUAAACAUGCCAUCUAGUAGGAAAUGUCACCAAAUAAACAGCCCGUCGAAACGAAUGAGAAAAGAAACGAGAUAUGUUAUAACACCUAAAGGUCAAAGAGCAUUGUAUCAAAUUAUGCAAAGACGAAACGACCGUUUGCUGGGGAACGUUUUAAGGAUCAGCGAGGAUCGUGCAAACCAACGGUCAGUGUCCCAGAUCGAAGAAAUUGUACGUCGCUUCAGGCGUCUCAUUUCUCAAUUUCCAGAUAACAGGCUUCGCGCUUUAGAUGAACUUAUCAUCAGCAAAGAGAGAAUGGGCCGUUCAUCGCAGACGCGGCUCCUCGCAAUCUCCGGCCAAUCGCCUGCCAGGUCGCGUAGAGUGCUGAGACAAACACCAGACGACAGCGCGAACGCCGUGACCACGCGGGGGGUGGCGGGGGUGAGACAGCUUCUGCUUGAACCAUAUCAACCCCACGCGAGCACGGCCGACCCAUCUCUGGCAUGCGACGGCGAUCCGUCUUGGGGCGACGAGAGCUUGGGGGACGGUCCCUCCGGUCUAGACCAGGUGCCCGUCGAUAACGUUUUCAGACGGCCAGGUUUGUAUUUCUUCAACACGACGGCCGGCCAGGACGAUGAGAGUCUGGAGGACCUGGCUUCCGCCGGGGAAGCAACGCCACCCAGGAGAACUGUCCGGCCUGGUCCAGUGGACUCCUUGAGCCUCAUCAGAAAAAAUCUCUCCAAAAACAAGAACACGAGUAGGAAUGCUAGCAAACGAGGAGCUCCGAAACAGAGGGAUUUCAACUUCAUGGAUUUCGCCAACAGGGCUGGUCAUAAAUGUUAUUGUUUUAACAGUUCGGGAAAUCUGUCUGAUGAAGAACGCGGUGGGUACUUGGAGGACGGCUCAAGUAGAUCUGCUUCCCUCUUAGGCCUCGACCCCAGACAGGUCCAACCUGCUGUUCAUUUGAACCCACCAUUUCAGUUUGGUUUUGAUGAAAACGCUCGACAAAAUUUCUUAGAAAAUAUGCAAUUUUUCGAGCAGUACCAGAGUCGACAGAACGCGUUCUUGAGUUCCUUCGUUUUAUCCGAGGGUUACAGAAUUGUCCCACCGGGGGCGGCAGGAAAUUACAGCGUAACACCGGACAUUGCAUAUUUUCAAAAUGACUUAUCGUUUAUGAUGGAAACGGACGUUUUUGGUGAAUCGAGUGAAGUUAAUACGUCAGGGGAGAACAGUUUGAUAAACAGCGUCUUGGAUACGUUUUUUCGCACUGACCGCUGCAUUGUGGGUGAGAGAAACCGAGAGCCUUCUGAAACAUUAAACCAAGCCAAACACGAUGAGAACGCCUCUCGUGCCCCUAUGUUAAACCGAGAGCCUUCUGAAACAUUAAACCAAGCCAAACACGAUGAGAACGCCUCUCGUGCCCCUAUGUUAAACCGAGAGCCUUCUGAAACAUUAAGCCAAGCCAAACACGACGAGAACGUCUCUCGUGCCACUGUGUUAAACCGAGAGCCUUCUGAAACAUUAAACCUAGCUAAACUCGAUGAGAACGCCUCUCGUGCCACUAUGUUAAACCGAGAGCCUUCUGAAACAUUAAACCUAGCUAAACUCGAUGAAAACGCCUCUCGUGCCCCUUUGUUAAACCGAGAGCCUUCUGAAACAUUAAACCUAGCUAAACUCGAUGAAAACGCCUCUCGUGCCCCUAUGUUAAACCGAGAGCCUUCUGAAACAUUAAACCUAGCUAAACUCGAUGAAAACGCCUCUCGUGCCCCUAUGUUAAACCGAGAGCCUUCUGAAACAUUAAACCUAGCUAAACUCGAUGAAAACGCCCACCGCGCACAAAAAUUAAAAGCAGAAAAUCUGUGUUCAAGUUCCUAUACUUCAAUCAUUUCGUCGAACGCACAGGAAUCGAGCGUUCGAUCUUUGCCAGGCAUCUCAGAAUAUUUCACAAACGUCAACGAAGGUAAGUCAAGCGAUAAAGGGCGCGCUGAAGACAAAGCCUCACCAGCUGCGCGGGAAGCUGAAAGUGGGUCUCAGAAUAAUAGCCACCGAGAAGCAUCGGGCAAUGGUGGAAAGGGUCAGCUUGGCCGUGUCAUUAAAAGACCACAGUUCACGUCCUCUUUGUGGAAAGGUUUUGAAAGAGCAAAGGAAGCUGAUCUUCCCUCGGAUAAACACGUAAUGAAAGAGCCAGGGACUUCAAAUAACGGCACGGGUUCCUGUUUUAAAGUACCAGGUGUCCGCCCACUCAUAAAGAAAAGAAAGUCAAGUUUGCCCGUCUCACCUCCUGGCUUCGAUGACAGCAUGCGUCUAUGCUCACAUUCGACAAAUCCGACAGCAGCAGAUCUGAAAGCAGCGAGCAGCUCUGGCCUUGCGGUGCGAGAUGACGCUCGGGAAAAACACUUUGGCGGUGAAGAGAGUAAUAAAAUAAAUUCAGAUGGUGAAGAGAGUUCAAAAUCGUCAGCUGCUUGCACAACUCGGCAGGAGAUGACGCCGAAUUUGCCAGAAGGCUUGGGUGAAACACGGCUCCCUCACAAUGAAGACAUGUCUGCUCUUUCAGUUUAUCGUGCGUCGCCGAAUAAAUGUUUCACUUUAGAACCAAGCUCAAAUUCUGACAACGGAGCUGGCAAACAUUCAAUCGAAAAUGCCACAAACGCCAUGCCAACUUCGGCACUACCGGAUCCUAUGAUAGAUUUAGCACCAGAACAUAUUUCUAAAAUAAUAGACACGGAUCGUCCGCUGUCGCAGCACUCGCGUGAGUCUCAUACAAAUGUCCUCAUAGAUAUGUUUUGUCCAGAAUCACACCAGACACGCACAUGUGGAACUGAAUCUGAGGAAAAAACGACUCCCUUGGUCAUUUCUCCUAAAAUAAUAGUCGCACCUGAGGAAACUAAAGAAAAUCCAGAUGACUUGGCGAGCCCAACAACAGCGGGAGAAGUACGUAGGGGAUCAAUGGCUGAAGAGCAAGCUGGAAAAUUACAGCCGCAGCAAGACGAUUUGAUGGGAAACCACAUAACAAAAGGCAGCAUAGUUGAAGGGGGGCUUCGGCAAUUCAGGGACGUGCGAUGCCACAAGGAAAAUAACCUUAUAUCCUACGAUAAAAUUGUCUGCAAUCAGAGAGAUACAGGUAGCGCCACCAGCUUCCAGUGUGAAACCCAACACACUCUCAUUGUACACACCCCUGGAAUCAGCACCACUUGGCACUGCAUCGUCCCACAAAAUUCCGAACCGCCGACCCACCAAAGAAAUGAUGAGAGCGAAACAAGAAAUACACAACAAUGUGGUGGCACGCGCUCUCACAACGUCCCCCAAGCCCAUUGUUCCAAAGAUGAACGUUUUGGCACAUGUGAUAAAAUCAGCACCUCGCCUGGACGACAUGAAAACGGAAACUAUUUAACCACGAAGCCAACUCGUGGCAAUUCAAAUUCCGAAGGGUCGAAAGACGGGAACCUUGGGUCUUCAACUAGUCCAGACGAGGUUGUUCACUUUAAUCCAACUGUUCAGCCAGAAGAAAUGCCGCUGGCGGAUACAGGAAAUGCCCCAAACGCGAAUGGCAUUCACCAAUUUAUAAAAAGGACUUCUGGUGUUAACCCAUGUAAUGAUAAUUCUUGCCCACCAGGACCACGAAUGGCAACCAUACAAAGCAGAGGGUAUGAACGUCAAGACGGGAUUCACGCUGAUAAUAACUUUGAGCAUACAAACAGUUCAGCG